Messenger RNA from Aegilops tauschii subsp. strangulata, 4418 nucleotides. The record is from RefSeq and is a predicted model, not a curated record. NCBI's taxonomy places the organism in Eukaryota, Viridiplantae, Streptophyta, Magnoliopsida, Poales, Poaceae.
AUUCCAAAAUCUUGUCGCACGGGAACAACUCAACAGAGCAUGCAUCAUGUCCUCCUCCUCACCGAGACAGACUUUGCACUUGAUAUCAAUCGAGACAUGAACCGCAAGGGAGGGAGUGUGAGGAAGGUUCACGAUUGUGGCCUGUAUUCCCAGACUUUCAGGGCCCCCGUUCCAGCGCUCACGGGGGCCAAGCAGGCGGCACGCACACAGGGUGUGUGAUGAAAUGCCUCACCGAGCGAGCGGUUUUGUGGGGGUUGCGUUCAACCUGUGCCGCUUCAGUCGGCGUCAGGGUAGCAACAAGAGGUAAUACGGGUACCUUCGCUUUAGUUAUGAAUCGAAAGAUGCGCACCUUCUUUUGAUUUUGACUCUCUGCCGUAAGAGUUCAUGUCAGCAUGCACCAAUAAUUUACCAAAUACUGUACUGCCGUAUGUUCUAGUCAGUCCUGUCUACGCCCGCCCAAUAGAGCUGUUCAACUGAGAACGACUCUAGAUGCCAGUACUAGCCAAACAUGCCUGAUGUCGACUGUGUACCGGAAUGUGGGGGCUCAACAUUUUCCACACCGAACUGGCAUGGCUAUCCAUCAAUUCAACCACACCGCCAACAAUCUUUGACCUGGUCAACUCCUCUAUGACAUAGCACACCAUUGACUUGCAACCAAAGGUGUUCCUCGGUUCCUAUCUGUUCAGUCAGGACAGACGGAGCACAUCCAUUAGUCACCAAGAAAUACUUCAUCAAAUUCAGCCAGGACGGACGGAGCACAUCCAUUUCUCACCAAGAAAUACCUCAUCAAUGGCGAGAGCAAGCAAGUGGAGGUCUGUGCCCCCGUCUUCCUUUGUUUUACUACUCCCCUUCCUCAUCAACCUUGUGUGCCCCGGCUGGAAAUUCACGGAUGCAGGAGACACGCUCCUUCCUGGGCAAUCUCUAAAUGCUACCCAGAUCCUGCUCUCAAACAAUGGUGUCUUCAAGUUGGGUUUCAACUUGCAAUAUGAUCCUUCCCCGUAUUGUCGUUUUGGCACCUGGUUCACUAACUCAUCGUCCCAUGAUGAUGAUUCACUGGUUUGGCAACCUGAUCUGGAAGCGACUUUUGAUUGCGAUUCAUCAUCAGCUACCCUAUCAGAGAACGGCACGCUACAUAUAACCGACAGCUAUACCUCUGUCUUUUUGACCACUUCUAUCUCUGCCAUUGCAGUGCUUCUUGAUAACGGAAACCUUGCUUAAGAGACCAAGCAAACAGUUCGCAGGUGCUUUGGCAGAGUUUUGAUUACCCAACUGGUACACUGCUCCCUGGAAUGCGCCUAGGGUCCAAUUCAAUCAUCGGCAAGAGCGUGAUCCUUUUGGCUUAUCUUAGUAAUUAUAGUGAGUAUGACGUUCAUAUCACAAGUUUUACUCUGAAAGUGGAUGCAACAAGAAGGCGAGGUUUUAUUAUUCGGCAGAAUGCUUAUGGUUUAGUGUUUUCUGGUACCUUUCCUAGCUGGGUAGUUCGUGAAGAUAGAGACUUUGUUCUGACACUAAAAGACGCACAUGCAUACAUGCGUUUAAAUGGCUCUGGAUUUGUUGAAUAUGCUAAGCAAGAGGCGCGCAGUUCUGUUUUGUGGUCUGCUCCAGAAAGUAUAUGCGACUUUGAGUCCUACUGUGGACCAUAUGGUCUCUGCACAAGGUCAGGCAUCUGCAUAUGCCCUGCUGGUUUUGUUCCAUUGAACACACUAUCAGAGAAUUCCCUUAGCUGUUCGAGGGAGAUUCCUAUGAACUCAUCGGGAAGUGGCAUUUUAUCCAAUAGAGGGCGUCUGCAAGUUCCCCAAGAAUUCUUGGCCCUCUGAUGCCAGAAAUCCGAAAGAGUGUGAAGCCUCCUGCUUAAAGGACUGUACCUGUACUGCCUUUGCUUACAAUAUGACAUGCCUGUUAUGGUUUUGGGAGUUACGGAACACGGUAGUGCUUGACUCUGGUUCAAAUGGCAAUCGUUUGUACAUACGUGUUGCCACCAAACAACAAGAUGAAAAUUUGGGUUCCAGAGCUGCUCCUCUGUUUCUAACGGCAAUGGCCGCGUUAACCAUCAUUGUUAUUGUCAUUGGUCUGACUGUUUUGUGGAGAUGCAGAACAAAGUUAUUCAGAGCAAGAACUGUGUAUGAAAAUGGAAGCCUUGUGGUUUUCUCAUUUGCACAAAUAAAGAACUCAACAAAAAAAUUCUCUGAAAAACUCGGAGAAGGUGGUUUUGGCUGUGUUUUCAAGGGGACAUUGCCAGGUUCUGCUGUAGUGGCCGUCAAAAGGCUAAAAUGCCUUGGACAAGGAGAGAAGCAGUUUCGAGCAGAGGUGCAGACCAUUGGGAUGAUUCAACACAACAAUCUUGUUCGUCUACUUGGAUUCUGUGCUGAUAGCAGUAGCAGGUUAUUGGUGUAUGAGUACAUGGAAAAAGGUUCUUUAAACUCACAUCUCUUCCGUAAGGAUUCUGCAAAACUGAGCUGGAAGCUGCGGUACCAUAUAGCACUUGGAACAGCAAGAGGCCUGGCUUAUCUGCACGAGGAGUGCAAGGAUUGCAUUAUACACUGCGACAUGAAGCCGGACAAUGUACUUCUUGAUGCACAGUUCUGUCCCAAGAUUGCCGACUUUGGUAUGGCGAAGCUUCUUGGUCGAGAUUUCAGUAGGGCCCUGACAACAAUGAGAGGGACCAUCGGAUACCUUGCACCGGAGUGGAUCUCAGGGCUGCCGAUCACACAUAAGGCUGACGUCUACAGCUAUGGAAUGAUGCUUUUUGAAAUCAUAUCAGGGCGAAGAAAUGCGGAGAAAAUUAAAGAAGGGAGCUUUACUUACUUUCCCAUCUUUGCUGCAGUCAAGGUGCAUGAAGGGGAUGUUACGUGCCUGUUGGAUAGCAGGUUGGAAGGCGAUGCGGAUUUGGAGCAGCUGAGCAGAGCUUGCAGAAUUGCGUGUUGGUGCAUUCAAGAUGCUGAAGAUCAUAGGCCAAUGAUGGGGCAAGUUGUUCAGAUGCUAGAAGGUGUUCUGGAUGUCGAAGUACCUCCCAUUCCAAGGUCACUGCAGAAUUUUGUGGGCAUGGAGGAUUGAUUGCACUCGCCCUACAGGCCUGUACUGUCUCUGAAAGACUAAAAAAAUCUAUUUCUGUUUGUCCAAAUCUAUGUCAAGAAUUAAGUUUUCAGAGUUAUGUGUAUUUUAUAUUCUCCAAACUACGCUUAUCCCCUAUCUGCCAAGGUUCUGAACUGCAAUUUGCUAUCAUUAUAGCCUUGUGAUAUUGUGCCUUCACUUGUUUCUCUGUUGGCAUGAUGGCUUGACCAUUCGACAAUCAGAACCGUAAAUCUUUAUGUAUUUAUAUUUUUUUUGAAUUUUUCUUUAUAUGAAUCUGAGUUCAAGAUAUGGGGUGAAUGAAUUCUACUAGAUGUACUUACUGCACCGCAUACUCCCGUCUUUCCACAAACUAAUGAAGUAAUCCUGCUGUUUGAAGCAGGGUCCUCAAUGGUUCACUGCAGUAGCACACAUGUUUGCAGAAUAUCAAUUAUGUCUUUUUCCACGCGCUAAAUUUACUUGUUAACAUGGUUGUAGGUUGUUGUGAAUAAUUGGGUAACCACAUGAAAGUAUGAAUGAUAUGAAUACAUUUCUGGCUGUCUGUAAUGCGCAGAAUUUAGAUUAGAUCCAUGGACACUUCAGAAUAGAACUCUAAAACAAGCAGCAAGUAAUUUUUUUAAAACUCCGUCAGCCUCUGCUUUCAGCUUGGUUGGAAUUUUUUAAGUUUUUUAGGGGGUUGAAAACACUUUUAUAUUCAACAAAUAAGGAGUCUGGGAUACGAAUAAUUCCAGGAGUCCCUAACAACCACACAUAACGACCAGGAUCUAAUGAUGCCGCUGCCUUUGCCAGAUCAUGUGCUUCAAAAUCCUCAUUUCAUUCUUUUCUUUGCCUUGAUGUCUUGAAUAAUGGUGCUGCUGACGCCCAGGAAUGGCUUCUCCAGGUGAUUAACCGUUGCCAGACAGUCCGUUGCGAUGAUUAUCUUUCUCAGAUAGAGAUGAGAAGCCAAAUUAAGACCCUCCAAGUAUGCCAUCGCCUCCAAAGGUUCUGGUUCGGUUAAGUUGCUCACCACUACAGCCGAAGCCCCCAGAUAUGUCCUCGUUCCGACACACCGCCGCAAUGGGUCCUUUCUCCUGGUUCCUUGAAACCGAAAGCAUCCACAUUCACCUCAGCGAAGCCCGAAGAUGGUGGAAUCUAAGGGAGCGUUCGGAAUCCCUCCACUCCAGAGUCAGCCCGCGGAGCCGGCGGAGCUGCAGGCUGAAAAAGUGGAGCUGGAAAAUACGCGCUCCACAGAUCCGCGGAGCUGGCGGAAGGCCGAACAGGCCCUAAAUUCGUGGAUCUAAUCUGACAGGUUGACGAGAGAGAAACUCCAUGCAAGAAAUCUGAUGAGACCUCAUACCUCCACUCUCCAU